Molecule: messenger RNA, 1786 nt
Organism: Labrus bergylta (ballan wrasse)
Lineage: Eukaryota; Metazoa; Chordata; Actinopteri; Labriformes; Labridae
Source: RefSeq, a predicted model, not a curated record
AAUAUGAGACAUAAUUGACUGUAAUUGUUUUUGUAUCCUACAAUUUGGCCCCCUGGCAGUGAGAAUUAAAUGAACGUGGCCCUUGCUGUGACCAAAGUUGCCCAUCCCUGGUUUAGAGAGUCUGUCCAUCUUGUUGUUUCUGAACCCUUUAAUGUGUCCUUCUUCAAAGAUGGCGGCAUGUUAAAGCCAGAAGAGUCCAAACAUCUGCAGCUAAACAAAGAUAACAUGUCAAAACCCAGGACGCUUAGCAUUACUGCUCAGUCAAAAAUAAAAUUACACACUGGAGAUGUGUAAUUUAUGACUUGGAGCAACCCUUUACUGGUAACCAGUAGGAACUGAAACAACACACACACACACAAACACACACACACACACACGUCUCCGUCCCUUGAACUGACAGUUUCCUGUGAUUGUGUCCCUGCAGGUCUGUAGUGAUGCCCAUCGCUCAGGAGUUCUCUCCAGACGUGGUUCUGGUGUCUGCUGGGUUCGAUGCUGCAGAGGGAAACCCCGCUCCUCUUGGAGGGUACAAGGUCUCCGCCAAAUGUUUCGGCUUCCUGACCCGCCAGCUGAUGUCUCUGGCAGGAGGCCGUCUGGUUUUGGCCCUUGAGGGAGGUCAUGACCUCACAGCUAUCUGCGACGCAUCAGAAGCCUGUGUCAGCGCACUCUUGGGCAUACAGGAUCCACUGGCAGAAGAAGUCCUCCUCCAGAAGCCCAAUGCUAACGCAGUCCGCUCGCUGCAGACCGUCAUACAGAUACAGAGUCAGUACUGGCAGAGUGUGAAGGCCUCCAGUGCAUCAGUGGGUCUGUCUCACCUGGCUGCUCAGAGGAGAGACUGUGAGGAGACGGACGCUGUCAACGCUUUGGCCUCGCUCUCUGUGGGAGUGCUUUCCAACAAGAGCCUUCCAGAUGAGCCGAUGGAGCAUGACAGCGACUCCAUGUAGACGACCAAAGUGACCGAUCACCUCUCACGUUCAGGAUUUUGGGGCCCCACCGACUUCCUGCGCUGUUAUACGACCAUAAGGGGACUUUCUUUUUUGUGAUGCCACUGAGCCCCACCCAUCUGCCUUAUUCACACUUCAUCCACACAUCGAAAAAAAAAAACACAAUGCUGAACCUCGACGGACCCGCUGUACGACCACCUCAAUGCUGGUGAGCACUCAGCUGACGCCAGCAGCACUACCUGCAACCGGGGAACCUUCAGAAACCUCACCAAAGAGCAAUACAAGACAUUUUUGAAUAGACUUUUACAUCUCUGGUGACUAACGGAGGACUUUGUGUAUUAAGUACCAAACCUUUGAGCUACAGACAGAAUUCCAAGGAGCACUAUGUUUUUACCAGCAGCUGCUUUAAUCGCCUUAACUUUGCCUUAACGUCAAACAUCAGGUGCAGAAGGAGGACACUUUGGAUUAUAAAUUCCUUUUUCCUUUGCCACUUUGCAAUUUCAAAAAUGCAGACCAAACAAGAUGCAAAAAGGCUGACAGGGAUACAGACCCUCAAACGUCAGGAGAAAGCACACACACACAAAAUAUCACAGAGAAGGCAGCAGCUUCAAAUUCCCAGGAGGCGCAGAGAUGAUCUGUUUUCAUGAUGUCAUAACUCGCAGUUUAACCACUAAAAGAAGACGACAAAGAACUCGACAAAGAAGGAACGAGAGGAACAUGAAGAUUACAAACUGUGGUUUUUUUGUCGAAACAGAGAAAGAGGGCAGAUGUCCUCGUUGUUUUUUAUUGCACUGUUCAUUCCAUAAUGUGAACCAUGAGAAAUUCCAAAGCUCUGUGUGGGGGGA